Molecule: messenger RNA, 1803 nt
Organism: Alexandromys fortis (reed vole)
Lineage: Eukaryota; Metazoa; Chordata; Mammalia; Rodentia; Cricetidae
Gene: Anxa7
Product: annexin A7
Exons: 13
Coding region: 102-1493 (463 amino acids)
Cellular component (GO): nucleus; cytoplasm
Molecular function (GO): calcium-dependent phospholipid binding; calcium ion binding
Source: RefSeq, a predicted model, not a curated record
CCAGCAUCCUUGCCCCGCCCCUAUGCCACGCCCUUCGGCUCUUCCUGGUUCCAUAUUGCGGGAAAGCCGGCAGGGCUGUGACUCUGCUCCCCGGUUCAGAAAUGUCAUAUCCAGGCUAUCCCCCUUCAGGCUACCCACCUUUUCCCGGAUAUCCUCCUGCGGGUCAGGAGUCAUCUUUCCCCGCUCCGGGUCAGUAUCCAUAUCCUAGUGGCUUUCCACCAAUGGGAGGAAAUGCUUACCCGCCAGCACCAAGUGGCAGCUACCCAGGAGCUGGAGGCUACCCUGCACCUGGAGGCUAUCCAGCCGCUGGGGGCUAUCCAGUUACCCCACACCCAGGGGGAGCUCCAGCCUAUCCUGGAGGACAAGGCUUUGGGGCCCCACCUGGUGGAGCAGGCUUUUCUGGCUAUCCACAGCCACCUGCACAGUCUUACGGUGGUGGACCAGCCCAGGUUCCAGUACCAGGUGGCUUUCCUGGAGGACAGGUGCCUUCUCAGUACCCUGGAGGACAAGCUCCUUACCCUAGCCAGCCUGCUAUGAUGACUCAGGGCACCCAAGGAACAAUCCGACCAGCGUCCAACUUUGAUGCUAUAAGAGAUGCAGAAAUUCUUCGCAAAGCAAUGAAGGGUUUUGGGACAGAUGAGCAAGCAAUUGUGGAUGUUGUGUCCAGUCGUUCCAAUGACCAGAGGCAACAAAUUAAAGCAGCCUUUAAGACCAUGUACGGCAAGGAUUUAAUUAAAGAUCUCAAGUCAGAGUUGAGUGGAAAUAUGGAAGAGUUAAUCCUUGCCCUGUUCAUGCCUUCUACUUACUAUGAUGCCUGGAGUUUACGGAAAGCAAUGCAGGGGGCAGGAACUCAAGAACGUGUAUUAAUAGAGAUUUUGUGCACAAGAACAAAUCAAGAAAUUCGAGAUAUUGUUAGAUGUUAUCAAUCAGAAUUUGGACGAGAUCUUGAGAAGGACAUUAAGUCAGAUACCUCAGGACAUUUUGAACGUCUCCUCGUGUCCAUGUGCCAGGGAAACCGAGAUGAGAGCCAGAGUGUAAACCACCAGAUGGCUCAGGACGAUGCCCAGCGCCUCUAUCAGGCUGGUGAGGGGAAGUUAGGGACAGACGAAUCCUGCUUCAACAUGAUCCUCGCCACGAGAAGUUUCCCUCAGCUGAAAGCAACCAUGGAGGCUUAUUCCAGGAUGGCCAAUCGAGAUUUGUUAAGCAGUGUAAGCCGAGAGUUUUCUGGAUAUGUCGAAAGUGGUUUGAAGACCAUCUUGCAGUGCGCCCUAAACCGCCCCGCCUUCUUUGCUGAGCGACUCUACUUUUCUAUGAAAGGCGCUGGCACAGAUGACUCCACCCUGGUCAGGAUCGUGGUCACUCGCAGUGAGAUUGACCUUGUUCAGAUAAAGCAGAUGUUCACCCAGAUGUAUCAGAAGACACUAAGCACCAUGAUUGCCAGUGACACAAGCGGGGACUACAGGAAGCUGCUGCUGGCCAUCGUUGGUCAGUGAGAAGGAUUUGGGUUUCUUUAAUGAAUGAAGCUAUUCUGAGCUUAGCCUUGCAAGCAAUGAGACCUGCAUGCAGAAAUGUCAGCACCACUUAACCAGAGUAGCUUUUUACUAAAGAUUGUGUCAGGGUAACGUGCUUGGUUUGCACACAUUGUUACUGCCUUAAUUCCAAUAUUCUUUUUUUCUUUGUAUAUCCAAUCAGUGUAAAAGCCAUAUCAAUGACAUAGUCAUUUUGUGCCAUUUGUAAAGCUUUAUUCUCACUGCUUUUGUUUUAAUCAGGAUUUAAAAUUGAAUAAAAAUCACAGCAAUCUAA